CUUGCUGGAGCGAUGCUGCUACUGUGAUCUGUUAGUAGAGUCUGGUCGAUUGAACGCUGCUGCAGGAUUGUUGUCAUUUUUCUGUGGCUAGCCUUCAGCGCUAGCUAGCCGUUUGAUUCUCUCCAACAUACUUUGAUCCAGCAGGAUGUUAGUAUGGAGUGUGGCCCAGUUCUGCCGGACAGCCUGGUGUUGGAGAUCUUCCUGCGUCUGCCCCAUGAUGCCGUGCUGAGAGCUGGUCUGACCUGUAGACAGUGGCUGGCUGUCUCUAGAGAUGAGUUCCUUUGGAGGGAACUGUUCUACAGCUACUACCGCAUACCGCGCUCCGUACCCCGGCACCCAGCGUCCGUGUCGUGGUACAGAGAGUUCAGGCGUCUGUAUGACUGUAUCCCCUGUGUGGAGGUUCAGACACUGAGAGAGCACACUGACCAGGUCCUCCACCUGGCUUUUUCUCACAGGGGUCAUCGCUUCUCCUCCUGCUCCAAAGACUGCACCGUUAAGCUAUGGGACACGGAGCGGCAGGAUGGUAAUAUCUCGCUGGUGCACAGCUCCAGCAUGCGGCAGUUUAACUGGGGCUACACCCAGUUCUCCCAGUUCAACGCUGACGACACCCUGCUGCUGGUGUCUGGUGUCUACCUGGGCCCACACCACUCCUCGUCUGGGGAAAUCGCCGUCAUCAGUCUGGAAAACUACACGCUGUUGUCACGUGUGAGGAACAAGCCGUAUGACGUGUUUGGCUGCUGGCUGAAUGAGACCCACCUGAUCUCUGGGAACCUGCACUGGAUUGGAAACAUGACGUCUUGCUCUGUGCUCUGGCUAAACAAAGCCUUCCAGGAUGUUGAGUCAGAGAACGUCAAUGUCGUCAAGCGCCUUUUCAAGAUCCAGAACGUCAACGCCAGCACCAUUCGCACGGUGAUGGUGGCCCACUGCCGUCGUCAUGACAACCCGGACUUGCUGCUGGACUACGAGGCUCAGUCCCAGGCUCGACGGCAGAAAGGGCAGCAGCAGCAGCAGCACCAGCCCCUCCUCUUUGACCUGGGAACCUCCGGCAGUGAGGAAGAAGAUGAGGAAGCCGAGGGGGGCGAGGAGAGCCAGAGGGAAGAGAGGUUCGCCACCGGCCGCCUUCCUCAGCCCACCAUGUCAAGCCUGGACCACGUUAUAGAAAAUCGUAAAAAAGUUGGGAAAAUGGAAUUGAAGAUUGAGACCCAUGUGGCUAAGAUGAUAGGCUCAGCCCACACGAAGGCCCCUGACACCAGCCUAAUUGAUCCCUCUGAGCCUGGGGACGGAGAGGACAAAACAUAUUUACUCUUCACCACCGGCAGCCUUACAUACUCCCCUCACCAGAUAGGUAUUAAGCGGAUCAAGCCCGACCAGAUGACCACUUGUGGUCCUGUCCUUGGGGAAGAGCGGAGUUCAGAUGAGUUCUUUGACUCCCUCGACCAUGUUAUCGAUAUUCACGGACACAUCAUUGGUAUGGGCCUUUCUCCAGACCACAGGUACCUUUAUGUGAAUAGCCGGGCCUGGCCAGCCGGCUGUGUGAUAUCUGACCCCAUGUCUCCUCCUCCCAUUGCCGAGGAGAUCGACCUGCACGUCAUUGACCUGAAGAGUUUGAGGGAGGAGAGAAGGAGCCUGCGCGCUCACCGAGCCUUCACGCCCAACGACGAGUGCUUCUUCAUUUUCCUUGACGUCAGCAGAGACUUUGUUGCAAGUGGAGCAGAGGACAAGCACGGGUACAUCUGGGACCGCCACUACAACAUCUGUCUGGCACGACUGGCACAUGACGACGUGGUGAACUCGGUGGCAUUCAGCCCCGCUGACCAGGAGCUGCUGCUGUCUGCCAGUGAUGACUCUACCAUUAAGGUGUGGCGCUCGCCACGCAUGGUCCGCCUGUCGCAGGCCCCCACCCGGCCCUCGAGGCCCCGCGGCCUCCUGUCCUCCUGGCUGGGCCGCAACAAGAACUCGACGUCUGCCAGCAGUGUGAAUGGAAAACCAUGAGUCAGGCCUGAAAACACUUGCAGCGGGAGGGAACAGGGAGGGGAAAGUCUAAUCUUUUUCCUCUGUGGUGUGAAUAUAUAUAUGCACUCCAUGUAUAUGUACAGUGUGGUUUUGCUUGAGCUCACGGUGUUGUGACACACAGCAGUGCUCGGUGUCUUCAGCUAACAGGAGGCGGGGACGUGAUGUGACUCAGGGUAAGACACAAGAGAGCACCGUUGCACCAGCAAAGGACAGAAACCACCACGGACUCGCUGACAGGAGUGAUAAGAAAUGUUCUCACAGGUAGAGGUAGUGUAGAGCUGACACCUUAAUGCACAAGACAGACGUCCAAACAUGUUACCCAAGAGAUGGUGUUUGUCUGUUUUUAUCUGUCACGCUGUGUCUGAACAGGUCAGGUCUCCUGGGCCUGAGGUGAAAACUUGUGUAAAUGUCCUGCAGAGACAGCGACUUAUGAUCAUGGUUGUCAUGUCCUGUUCAUCAGAGGCAAAGUGCUGUAACUGAGAAAUGUCUUUUCUUAUUAAUGGAUGUGUCCAAUUGAUGUCUUGAGUAUAAACUCCCUAGAAACCCUGUUUUCAGAUAAUUAUGAAACCAUUUAAAACCAAAAGGGAAGAUGACACUUAGCUGCAUUAACUGCAGUCUGCCUUGGUUUUUAAAUUACAUCCCAUCCUUUGUUUUUGUGCCCCAGAAAUGAUCAAUCACUACUCUAUUGAAAGUAGAAUUAUUGAGUAAUUUAAGCUAGAAGUGUGGUGGAGGAACAGUUGGCGUGAAGCAUGACUGAACAAAAAAAUGUUUGUGUAGAUUAUUGUUAUUUGGACCUAUAUUAUGUAGAAAUGUAUUUAAACACCUUUUAUUCAUUGUAGCAAAAAGAAAUGCACCCUUUAAUUUGUCAAAAGACUCUUUAAAACAAUGAGCUAAAUCUCAGAAAUGUAUGUCUCCUGGCUGUAUUUUAAUUUUAAAAGAUCUUUUCUUCCCUCAUCAUUACAUGUGAGCGAGCUUCCCAGCAGAUAAAAUCCAAACAUAGAGAAUGGAUCCAUGAACCCUGGAGCCCUUCUGAAUACAACUAGAACUACAGAUUUUUUUUUUUUAUUAAGGUUGUAUUGCUGUUGAAACAACACCAAGAACAAUAAAGAAAAAACUUGCAGAAGCAGAAUUUCAUGCCCAUUUAAAGUCACAGAAAUGUCCCUUAAUUCUUUAAUUUAGACGUCAUAUAUCACACAUUAAAAGUACCACACAAUAUAUUUGCUGACAUUAGAUCAAUUUAAAGGAAUUAAUAAAUUAAAGGGCUCAUACAGACCACAGUAUAAAGAAGAGGGAAAGUGAAAGUAAACCUUGUGGCGCCUUUUUUGAAAGCCUGAUCACACAGUCUUUAAAUGUGUGUGGGUUACCCCUUCACAUCCCAUCAUGCUUUAGUUAAGGCCCUUGUUUUUUUGUUUUCUCCAAAAGAAAGCAAAACAGAAAGUACUUAAGUUUGCAGUUGCAGUUUAACCAGCAGAAGGUCCAGGUACUUUACCUAGUAAAUAUUUAUGUUUUCCCCUAUCAGUUAUGAUUCCCUGCUGGAGAUUGUGACUAAAAAGAACCUUUAAUUAUGAUUGUGGGUUAUCUCAUGACCAAAGUGAACUGGUUGCAUUUGCAUGUUUUUUUUUGUUUUUUUUAGAGAAAUCUGUGUGACUCCAUCAGCUGACUCUUGCUACCAAUUAUUAAACAAUGUCUGGGGGAAACAAAAGUUUUGAAAUGUGUGUAAUAAGUCAUGAACUUUCUCUCUGGUUCAUUUUGACAACUUUAUCUGUUAUUUUUAUUGUAGCACCACCCUGUUAAUCAUGUGUCCUGUCCUCUAAUGUCAUUUUCAUAUUCCCCUGAAAUAAAAGGCAUGCUGUGAAAGGCCAGAAGUC
Molecule: messenger RNA, 3881 nt
Organism: Centropristis striata (black sea bass)
Lineage: Eukaryota; Metazoa; Chordata; Actinopteri; Perciformes; Serranidae
Gene: fbxw5
Product: F-box and WD repeat domain containing 5
Exons: 10
Coding region: 154-1992 (612 amino acids)
Biological process (GO): protein ubiquitination
Cellular component (GO): SCF ubiquitin ligase complex; Cul4-RING E3 ubiquitin ligase complex
Molecular function (GO): protein binding
Source: RefSeq, a predicted model, not a curated record